AAGGGUCCCUGUGGUCCCUCCGCUCUGACCCCUGUCCCCAGGCCCGCGCGACCAGGCUGCUGUCCCCCGCUCCCACCCACGCCUCCCGGCCAGUCUCCUGUUGGCCUUUGAGUACUCCGCCCCUCGCCCCCGCUACUGACCGUACGUGAGGGGUUACCAGCCCCUCCUCCUCUCCCACCCCUCCUCCUCUCCCACCCCUUUGGCCCCAAGCCCACUGGUCUCCCUGAACCCAGCUCCUGCCCUCCAGAACGCUGUACCAUUGGAUUCCGCCAUUAGCUUCUUGUUGUCCCACAACACACAACCCAGCCUCUUGGGCCCGAUUCUCUGACACCUCUGAUGGCAGCCUUUGCCCCUUCUCCCCUACCUUCGCCUCAGACCCUCUGACUCUUUUAGUCCUUCUCUAUCUCUGACCCGUUAUUUAGCUCCGCUGUGAGUCCCUGUUCUUGAGCACCUUGUCCUUGUUCUUUCUAAGCUCCUCUCUCCACUUCUUCCCCUCACUUCUCGACCCUGAACUUUGGUCCCUUGGACGACAUUCUAGCUUGGCCUCCUCCUUCUAACCCAGGCCCUUUGCCUUCAUCAUCUGUAAUCACCAGCCCCAUCUUCUUGGCUCUUACUUCUUAGACCUGGCCCCUUCUCCACUGUCUCAACAACCCCUUCCACCCAAUCUGCUGUGCCUCUAGGAAGACAAGCUCCAUAGGCCCCUUUCACCCUUAACUUUCUGAAAUAUGGCCUGAAAGUGACUUUAGCUGCACUGUCUUCUCAGUAGGUUGUGGGCUCCCUAUCUCUGCAAGUACCAGCCUUGCUCACCCAUCCUGCAAGUCCUCACUCAAGCCCCAUCUCUUCCACGAAGCUACUCAUCCCUCAUCUUGUCAGGGGACUAUGCCUGUGUCAUCUGAACUCCCUUGGCACUGUUUUAUUUCUUUCUUUCCUUCCUUCCCUCCUUUUUUUGCUCCGAUACUAGUGUAAUGGUUAAAAGCCAUUGGCUUUGGAGUGAUGGGCAUAGGCCUCAGUUCUGCCACUUAUUUGCUGUGUGCCCUUGGGAACCUGAAGGAGCCUAUGCAGCUUAGCGAAUAUUUACUGAUGUUUGUGUAAAGCAUCCUCUCUGCUGGGCACUGUAUGUAUUUGGUUUUUUGGGGGGGUGGGCAGUUAGUGUGGUUUGUACAUCUGUGUCCAUGUGUAUUUGGUAUGUGAGUGUGUGGCUUUGUGGUUUGAGAGUAUGGCUGUAUAUGUGGGUGGUACAUGAGUGUCUAGUGAUGUAUAUGACUAUAUGUAUGUGGUUGUAUGUAUGUGGUUGGGGUGUGUGUGUGAUGUGAGAAUGUAUGGUUGUAUAUAUGUGACUGUUGUGUGUGUGGUAUGAGAGUAUGGUUGAAUGUGUUUGGUGGUGUGUAUGGCUGUGUGUCAUGUGGGAAGGUGGCUGUGUGUGUGUGUGUGUGUAUGUCUGAGCCUGCAUGUAUGAGUAUGUGUGUGUGUGUGGCUUAGUGUGGUGUAAGUUAGCACAGACUAAGAACAAACACAGCCCAGGCCCCCCAGUAGCUCUUGGAGGUCCAAGAUGUUAACCCUUUUGUUGCUAGAGUAUGGUGAGGUCUAGAGAGGUGUGGGUGGUAGAAAUCUUAAGAGUCAAAGGUAGAUCUUGUAAACAACUAGGAGAACCUCAACAAUUAGAGGUUUUGUUAAGUUCAUUUUGAAAGCAGGCAAAUAGAGGUAUACUUCUUUUUCUCCCCCCUCCCCCAGAUGUAUAGGUUUUUAUGUUUAAUCUUUUCAAAAAGAUUAAGCAUAAAAGGAGUUUUAGUUAAUUUAUAGUUAGGCAGAAAAGUUGAACUCAUCCCAAAAUAGAAGCUCCUUUACUUGCACAUGAAUUAUAGUCUAGAUUGUCAUUUUUUUAGUGGUAUUAAGAAGAGUGAUAUUAUUCAUAUUGCACAAAUAUCACCUAAUGGUGAUAGACAAAGCUGGUGCCUUCUUUUUGUACUGGUGGGUAGCUUUAAAUAUCUGUGAAAGUUUGUCACUUGAAAGUUAGUAAAGGCAUUCUAUUCAAGUAUUCCAGUUGAUUGAGGUUAUUUCUGAUGGAUGGUUCCAUGGAGAAGGUGUAUGCCCUUUUAAACAAAACAAAAGAUUCCCUGUGGUCUGGCCUGACCCGAGGAAUAAAGGUGUUGGCCAUUUGUGUUCAUUCCCAGGGUUCAGAGAUGGGCAGUGAGAAGGAGCAGAGUCCAGAACCACACCUGCCUGAGGAAGGGGAAGGGGGUAAGCCUUGGAGAGUGGAUGACUCAGAGGGUUCUUGUACCCCACCUGGGGAGAAGGAGCAUGGGCAGGAGAGCCUGUUGGAGAGGACACAAGAAACCUAUCCAAAAAAGCCAUGGCAGAAAGUGACUUCCCCAGCUCAAGAACCAGAGGACCUCAUUUUUCACCCAAGGCCUGAGGCAGAGGAGAAGCCCUUUGUAUGUGCCCAGUGUGGCAAAACCUUCAAUAACACCUCCAACCUGAGAACACACCAGCGGAUCCAUACUGGCGAGAAGCCAUACAAGUGUUCUGAAUGUGGCAAGAGCUUCUCAAGAAGCUCCAACCGCAUCCGGCAUGAGCGGAUCCACUUGGAAGAGAAGCACUACAAGUGUCCCAAGUGUCAGGAGAGCUUUCGGCGGCGCUCAGACCUCACCACGCAUCAGCAAGACCACCUGGGCAAGCGGCCGUACCGCUGCGACAUCUGUGGCAAGAGCUUCACCCAGAGUGCCACGUUGGCUGUACAUCACCGGACCCACCUGGAGCCGGCACCCUACAUUUGCUGUGAGUGUGGCAAGAGCUUCAGCAACAGCUCCAGCUUUGGCGUGCACCACCGCACUCACACAGGGGAGAGGCCUUAUGAGUGCGCCGAGUGUGGGCGGACCUUCAGUGACAUAUCCAACUUUGGAGCACACCAAAGGACCCACAGAGGGGAGAAGCCCUACCGGUGCACUCUGUGUGGGAAACACUUCUCCCGCAGCUCGAAUCUCAUCCGCCACCAGAAAACACACGUGGGUGAGCAGACUGGAAAAGAUUCCAGCUGAAGUGGAGCCCCAGGUAGAGAGUGAGGGGGAGAGAGCAAGACACCCCAAUCUAGUAGAGGAAGAAGAUCUUUGGAUUUGCUGCUGCCGCCUUGAUCUCAAACUCUUCCAUCCCACUUUAGAGAAUGGUUUCCUGUUGCCUCUCAAGCCAGGAUCUCCAGGAAUUCCUAAGAAAGGACUCUAAGUGAAAAUCCUUGCCUCUUCCAGGCCAAUUUCUUGCCUUGGAAAGUCAGAGGACCCAGGUUUGGAUUCACCUCUUUGGGAUGAAAGAGAAGUAGGGUAGGCUUAGAACAUGUUCAUGUUGUUAGGGCAGCAGUGCCUGGCCUUUGAAGAAGUACCUGUGAGAUGGGUGUCACUGCCUAAAAUCCUCCAAAUUGUCUAUGAACUGCUUAGGGCACACUGCAGUGGCCAGUUAGUUCCCAUCUGCUGUGCCCCGACUAUGCUUCUAGAUCUCUGGACUGGGAGGAGAAGGGGCCUCUUUGGUCUGGAGAAGAGAUCUGAGGUCCUGCCUUAGGAAUGAAAGGGAAGCCUUCAGGGAGCCAUGAUCCAGGGAUCUUCACACUCCCCAUAUUUGUUACUUGUUUUCCCUCCCCCAGUCUGCCUCUGUUUCCCCCAGAGUGAUUAGUAGUAAAACUCUUCUAUGAAAA
Messenger RNA from Microcebus murinus (gray mouse lemur), 3679 nucleotides. Lineage: Eukaryota; Metazoa; Chordata; Mammalia; Primates; Cheirogaleidae. The record is from RefSeq and is a predicted model, not a curated record.